Haliotis rubra (blacklip abalone) is the source of this 13818-nucleotide messenger RNA. Its product is annotated as zinc finger homeobox protein 3-like. Lineage: Eukaryota; Metazoa; Mollusca; Gastropoda; Lepetellida; Haliotidae. The transcript is spliced from 8 exons. Gene Ontology annotation, molecular function: RNA polymerase II cis-regulatory region sequence-specific DNA binding; DNA-binding transcription factor activity, RNA polymerase II-specific; zinc ion binding. Gene Ontology annotation, biological process: regulation of transcription by RNA polymerase II. The record is from RefSeq and is a predicted model, not a curated record. Gene Ontology annotation, cellular component: nucleus.
CUCACGCCUCGCGUUCGCUGCCUCUCUAACUUCAUUACGCCCUCAUCGCAACUCAUUUUCUUUGAUUUAUCCCUGGAUCAGGCAGCAGUGGACACUAUCAGGCCGCAUCCCUCUAUACCUCUCUCUCCACCUCUGCCACCAGAGGGACCUGAUUGCCGGAGUGAGGAGGGAGCAGCAUGGCCCCAAGAAUGAAACAGAGCUUGCCAUGGACGUGGGGUCCUUGAGCACGAAUGGGGCUGUGCAGUCCCAGUCAUUGUCGUGUGUGUAUCCUCCACUAGCCCCUCAGUCGGCCUCCUUGUCCAUGGGGGACCAGCACCCUCUAGCGGCAGACGCAGCAGCAGAUACUGAAGAGAAAUCGGCAUCUAACAACAUGGUGGUCUCUCAUAGCGAGGAGCGGAGCGACAACUUCUAUAACUACAAGGAAUCAGCAAUGCUUGCUAAUAAAGGAUUGAAAGAUGUUGAAGAUUCAGUGACAAAUGAUGAUACGAGUCUAGGAGUUACUCCUCUUGAAAUGGAGGCUGCCUCUCCGGUCAAGGGAGGUAACUCUGAUGGAGGUGCUGGGUCAGAUUGUGAGGAAGACCCUGUUGAGUGCGGAGAUUGCAACCGCGACUUCCUCACUCUGCAGCAAUAUAUGGAUCAUUCGUGUGCACGUUUAGAUUCAAAAGACCCCAACUUUGCCGACAAUGAAAGUGAAAUGAGUGAUGGAGAAAGCUUUAAUGGCAAGAUUGUUUACAACCCUGAUGGUUCUGCUUACAUUAUUGAAGGAAGUGACUCUGAAAUCAGUGACCUUGACAUAGAUGUCCCAAAGCAGGACGGGGCAAUCAUAGACAAAAAGGGUUUGUCACCAACAGUCCCCACUCUACACCCAAUUUCAAAUGCUUUUUUUGUACCUAGAAAUCCAUCAUCAUUUUUGAAUAGUUACUGCAACACAUCUAGUUCCUCCCAGAAACUUACCCAUGAAGCACCAAUUAUGCACAGUUACCGAGUGUAUGAUGUGCGAUCAGGGAAAGACUUGAAAUCAGGGGAGGAGUCCUCAGACUCGUCCCACAGCAAUGAAAACCACAUGCCAUCAUCUACCUCCUCCUCUUCUGCUAAGUCUGAAGCUCUUACUGUCCCCACCAAACCCAUCCUCAUGUGUUUCAUCUGCAAGUUGUCAUUUGGAUUUGUUAAGUCUUUCACAGCACAUGCCACCACUGAGCACUCCAUGCACCUCAAUCAGGAGGAACGGACAAUAAUGUCUCAGAAAAAUGCAUCUGCAAUAAUUCAGGGUGUUGGUAAAGGCAAGAGGCCUCUGAUGUCAUUUCUAGAGCCCAUGCCUGCACCAGCAUCAGCCUCAUCAGCUUCCUUUGGCUCCAAGAGUCCAUCAUUUAUGUGUGCAAAUGCUCUCAGCUCGAACAGUAAGCAGGAAUCUACCACUGUGAGUUAUGUGUAUACAAAACCAAAAAUCUCAUUACCUUCAGCAUUGGAAAACCAGUCAGCAAAUGACAGUGUGUCCUCAAAGCAUGUUAAUUCAUGGGUAACCAAUUCUCAGUCUGCUGUGAAAUCUGAAGAUGUUGACGGGAAUAAGGAAAAUAGUGACUCAAAUGGCAAGGACUCUGACCAGGAGGAACCUUUUGGUAGCUUCCAAUCUGCAGAAGAUAGCUCAGCCAAAAGUACCAAGGUCAAGGGUGAUCCAGAGAGCCCCAGAGUCAACAGCGAGAAGUCGAAGUUACCAGGUGAGGGCAACGCUGACAACACUGCCUCUACCUCAACCAUUAACUCAUCGUCUGUAACUAGCGUAGCCAGCCCCUCUCUUGUUAACUCCCAGACCUUCACAGGCUUCCUUGGUAUGUGUGAUGAACACCCUCAGGGCCGAGCGCAAGGCGUGGAGUGUCCAAAAUGUGACAUGAUUCUCAGUUCGUCCCAAUCUCUUGGUGGUCACAUGACAAUGAUGCACUCUCGGAACUCCUGUAAAACAUUAAAAUGUCCGAAGUGCAACUGGCACUACAAGUACCAGGAAACAUUAGAAAUCCACAUGAAGGAGAAGCAUCCUGACAAUGACACUCAGUGCAUCUACUGCAUAACCAACCAGGCCCACCCACGUCUUGCCCGUGGGGAGACCUACUCAUGUGGGUAUAAGCCAUACCGGUGUGAGGUGUGCAACUACUCAACAACAACUAAAGGCAAUCUCAGUAUACACAUGCAAUCAGACAAGCACAUCAAUAACAUGCAAGAUCUUGCUAAUGGUAGCAAUGAGAUCAAGAUGCCUCCCCAGCAAUCUCCUUUCAAUAACAAUGAUGACAGUCAGUACAAGAAGGCCAAGCCCAAACAGACAUGGAGAUGUGACGUCUGCAACUAUGAAACCACAGUGGCGCGGAACCUUCGCAUCCACAUGACAAGUGAGAAGCACACGCACAACAUGAUGGUGCUUCAACAGAACAUGAAGCACAUGCAGCGGGACAUGCACAUACAGAUGAACCAGCUGAUGAUGCUCGGGCAGCAGGACCCAGCCAUGUUUGGGCUGCCGUCACAGAUGUCAGGAGGGAUGUUCCCUUUUGACCAACAGGUCCUCAUGGCUGGGCUUCCCCCUGGCUUUGAGGUGCCAGUUAAUUUGACUAAAGAAAAUGGCACAGCUAUUCCUCAAACUGGAUCUGAGAACAUUGACUCCUCCAAGCUGUACCAGUGUUGUGUGUGUAACAUCUUCUCCACAGACUCAUUAGAAGCCCUUCAUCAGCAUCUGCAGCAUGACCGCAGCAAGCAGCGUGAGAACGAGCACAUUGUGGUCAACAAUGGUACAUACAUGUGCAACUUGUGCACAUACAAGACCAACCUCAAAGCCAACUUUCAGCUGCAUUGCAAAACUGACAAACAUAUCCAAAGACUUCAGCUUGUGAACCACAUCAAGGAAGGGGGCAGCAACAACGAAUGGCGCCUCAAGUACCUGAACGUCAGCAACCCCAUUCAGGUGCGCUGCAACUGCUGCGACUACUACACCAACAGUAUUCACAAGCUGCAGAUGCAUGGCAGCAACCUGCAGCAUGAGGGCAGUGCCCAACUGUUCCGGCACCUCCAAGGGGAGGAGGCCAAAUUGAGCGGGGCUUCCCCCAAGUAUUACCAAUGUACAGUAUGUCUUGUGUCUACCCGCACCAAGCUGCGCCUCAUCCAGCAUGUCCACUCCAUGAAGCACCUGCAGGUGGAGAGCCAGGUCAAGGUGCAGGCACAAGAGGCUGGCACACCUGUGGAAGACCUUGCCAACCUCUUCGUUGUCAAAGAACUGACUGAUGGAGAAAGUAUAGACUUUGAUGAUGAAGAUGGAGACCGUGAUGUGUCUGAAAGGGCUACUACUGGGGAAGAUGUUCCAGAGAACUCUGAAAAGCAGCGUCAAGAGGGGUCAUCUUCAUCAGCAUCACUCGGGCCCUCGUCAUCAGUCACUGCAACAACGCCAAAAACAUCAUCGCCAGUGACAUCAGUCAAUGCCGAGUCCAAUGAAACUUCCCAUAUGUGCCCCCUCUGUACCUUCAGCAGCACAAGCGAGUCCUCCCUCCAGGCUCACGUGCUGGCCCAACACAAGCAGCAGGAGGUCCUGUGCCCUCUCUGCCAGGAUGGGUUCAAGGUCAAGGCCAAACUGGAACGCCAUCUCAUGCAGUCACAUAAUGUGACCGCAGAAGGUCUGCAGCGUUUGCUGCUCAUUGUGGAUGCCAAUGAUUGGAUACCACCGGCAGCCAGUCAAGAAAAGAAAGAUUCUGAGUCUCCAAGUCAAGAAUAUGACGAGACAAGGGAAAUAAAUGUUGAGGCCAUGGAAAUUGAGCAUUCAAAGCUCAUUGCUGAAGCCAUUGACGUUUCCUCCCUGCUGGACAAGAGUGAUGGAGAUAAUCAGUAUAGAUGUCAGACCUGCUCAAAAACAUUUGCAAUCAUCGACCAACUCUAUGCUCACCAGAACGAGCUGGGUCACCUGGAGCUGAAACAGACGCCUCGGGGUCCUGGUUACUUGUGCUGGAAGAAGGGUUGCAAUCAGUAUUUCAAGACUGCUCAAGCUCUCCAAGUCCACUUCCGGGAAAUCCAUGCCAAACGUGUGGCAGGCUCUGGCACCGAUUUCACCCAAUACAGCCAUCAGUGUUCCCAGUGCACCUUAGCUUUCAAAUCUGCUGACAAACUACAGAUGCACACUCAGUUCCAUCUCUUAUGGUUUAUAACCAACUGUUGUGUCUGCUCCAAGAGUUUUCAUUCCAUUGCCUCACACAGAAAACAUCUAGAAGCUGCCCACUCAGAGCUUGGGAAGGCUGAACUGGACAAACAUAUAGAGACUCUUAAUUCUAACGCCAAAGCUUGGCAUGAAUGUACAGAUGCUCUAGAACCAAAGCUCAAGCAGUCCUCCAGUUCCUUCGGUGCUCUCAUGGCCACCAAAAUGGCCAACUCAAGCCCCAGUCUCUCUUGCUCCCCAUCCAGUGAAGAUAGAGAUGCAGCCAUGCAAGAUGAUGCCAUAAUGGAUGAUAAUGAUAAUGACUUGGAGACUUCUUGCAGUGACUCGGCCACAGACUUAGAGAAUGGUGCAAUGUUCAAAGAUAGUGCUAAAUUUGGAGAUGACAAAUGUGACUCUGAUAGGGGUGAUUCUUCCAGUACUUAUAGAGAGCAGCAGUUUAUGGAGGAUUUCAUUAACAGCCAGGCUAUGGCUGAGGGUAGCUAUGAAGAUCCUGGGCGCAAAUAUAAGUGCCACAGGUGCAAGGUGGCAUUCACGAAACAGAAUUAUUUGACAGCUCACAAUAAGACUCUACAGCAUCGUCGAGGGGACAAAUUAAGCUACCCAAUUGAAAGAUACCUCGAUCCUAAUCGACCUUUUAAAUGUGAUGUUUGUAAGGAAUCCUUUACUCAGAAGAAUAUCCUGUUGGUUCACUACAACUCAGUAUCUCAUCUGCACAAACUUAAGCAAGCUGCCCAACAGGGAAACCUGCCUCCUUCAAUCUCCGCUUCUCCACCCACCUCAUCCACCAGCACAGCAACCACCUCCAGUACUGCUGCAUCAGCAGACUCUGAGAAAAAGCCGUAUCGCUGCAAUAUAUGUAAAGUAGCUUACAACCAAGGAUCAACACUAGACAUUCAUAUACUGCGAUCUGUAGCUCACCAGACAAGAGCAUCCAAAAUCCAUGAAUUAGCCAUGACAGGACAAAUAGAUAUUAACCUGCCACUUAUUGAGCAGCCAGAUCUGACAAAAUCCUCACAGCAGCAGGCUCAGCUGUUUGCAGAUAUACUACAGCAGCAACAGACACAGGUUUCGGUGGCCAACUCCCUUCAACAGCAGUCGCUGCUGUUCCCAGGCCUGCCCAACAGCUUGUCUGGCCUCAACCCUCUCUCCCAACUGCCUGUUCUACCAGGAAUGCCUCUUCCUUCCUCUAUGCUUACAACACCCACAACCUCCUCACCUCAAGUUACAACAUCUAGCUCAGAAACAUCAACCUCACAGAAGGUCAAUGGGGAAAUGUUAGAGAAAGUUGUCGAAAAGUUGUCCAGGUCUUCAGAAGGAAAGAAGUCUGAACUUAAAGUUGAAGUGAAGAAAGAACCAGCUGAACAAGCUGAGGACUUUACCCAUAAAAAUGACUCAAGCUCCAAAGUAUUAGAAGAAAAGGAAAAUAUGGUGAAUGCUAUGAAGACAUCAUCCAAAAUGACUGAACAUGCUGAAAGUAGCUGUCAGAGUCAGCCAUCAUACUGCUGUCAACGCUGUAACUCCACUUUCGUCAGCCAAGAUGCCCUGAGUACCCAUCAACAGAUAUACUGUUUCCUAGGAGCAGGGGCCAACUCACUGGCAACUCAGGCUUUCAAUAGAUCCAGAUUCAUGGGACGAUUCAAACCUCAAGUCCAUAAGAACCUCUUAGAAAAUAUUGGGUUUGAGUGUGUGAUGCAGUUCAAUGAAUAUAAUCAAAGAAAGUCGGUAAAGAAAGAGACUGAUGAGAAGGAAGAAAAGAAGGAUGACAUCAAUACUGAUGUCAAAGAAGCUUGUGAACAGCAACAGAUUUGGCAGGAAGUUGAGGAUGACAGCAGAAAGGAUAAACCAGAUCUGCCUGAAAUCAACAAAUGUUCCUGCAUUGCAUGUGGCAAGGACUUUUCUAGUGUCUGGGUUCUCAAAGCCCAUCAGGAAGAAGUUCAUAGAAAGAUGGUUCCCAUUGAGGCAGUUGAAAACUUUGGGGAAAAGUUCAAAACAGACUUUGAUAAGAAGCAGCCAAAAGAGGAAGCUCUGCCAACCACACCUCAACCUGGCAGCUCCACUCCUGGUAGCUCAGGGUCCAGCAGUGACAAACCCGGGAGCCAGGAGAUGCCACCACCUCCUCCACCUCCACCUCCAGUGUCACUGUCUAGCCAGUUUGACAUGGCUUCACUGAUGCCAAUGUUUGGAAUGAUGCCCAUGCCACUUCCUGUGAACUUGAUGACACUUGGUAUGCAUCCUCCUCUGAUGCCAAUGAUGAUGCAUGGCAUGGACAUGCAGGGAUUCUCACCUCAAGUUCAAGUUGUUGAUCCUAAUUACAUGAGCCAACAACAAUUACAGCAGGCACAGAAUCAGAAGAGAGUUCGCACACGAAUUAGUGAUGAGCAGCUAAAGAUCUUACGAGGCUACUUUGAUAUCAACAAUUCCCCAAGUGAAGAGCAAAUCCAGCAAAUGUCUGAUCAGUCAGGCCUGCCACCAAAAGUCAUUAAACAUUGGUUCAGAAAUACUUUGUUCAAAGAAAGGCAGAGAAACAAGGACUAGCCUUACAACUUCAACAAUCCUCCUUCAACAUCAAUAGAUCUUGAAGAAUAUGAAAAGACUGGAAAGAUCCCGGAGAUUAAAAGUGAGCCAAAAGAUGAUUACGAAGAUGAUGAUGAUCUUCGAGAUGAUCAGCAAAGUGAUAAUGAGGCUGAUAAGACUGAUAGAUAUGAAAGUUUGUUUAAACUUGAGACACCAAAGCCUGAACAUUAUGAUGACAAAAAUCAGUUUGAGAGCUAUUCUAAUGCUUCCACUCCCUCAACAACGUCUUCCAUCCCCUCCACACCUACUGCUUCAGUGCCCAACACCCCCACACCUACCACAACUCCUACCAGUGAAGACCAUACCUUUAUGAGAAAUGAUGGUGGCUCUUCUGGGAAGAGAGCCAACAGAACAAGAUUUACAGACUUCCAAAUAAAGCUUCUGCAGGAGUAUUUUGAACAGAAUGCCUAUCCCAAAGAUGAUGAACUUGAUCAUUUAUCCAAACUUCUGAAUCUCAGUCCUAGAGUUAUAGUUGUUUGGUUCCAAAAUGCUCGUCAAAAAGCCAGAAAGAUUUAUGAGAACCAACCUGCAGCUGAUGCCAAAGAAGGUAACACACCAUUCCAGAGAACUCCAGGACUUAAUUACCAGUGUAAGAAGUGUAAUGCUGUGUUCCAAAGAUACUAUGAACUGAUUAAACAUCAGAAAAGACCAUGCAUUGCAGAAAACAAUAAUAAUAACUCUGUUUCUAAUAUAGAUGAUGACAGCAAUUCAACAAUAAUGUCGCAAGAUGAUCUCAGUCAAACAGGCAGCAUUACAGAAACUAAGGAGCAACAACAACAACAACCACCACAGCAGCAGCAGCAACAACAACAACCGCAGCAGCAGCAGAAGGAAGUAAAUCCACAGACUGCUGCCUUCAAGUGUGACAAGUGUGAUGCUAGUUUCAACAGGCUUGAUCUCUGGCAGGAACAUUUGAAGAUUCACAGCAUGAACCCAAGUCUGUUCUCCAGUUUCCCCUCCAGCAGUGCUUUUGGGAUGCUGCAGACACUUGCUCACCAGGAGGAUAGCAAGGCAGCAGCAGCAGCAGCUGCAGCCAAGAGAAAACUUAUGGCUCAAGACACAGAUGAAGAGAAGGAUGAUCAACCUCGAGACAAACGUCUGCGGACCACCAUCCUUCCUGAACAGCUUGACUACCUCUACCAAAAGUACCAGCUGGACUGCAACCCCAGUAGGAAACAGCUGGAGUCUAUUGCUGCUGAGGUCGGCCUGAAGAAACGAGUCGUCCAAGUCUGGUUCCAAAACACUCGGGCCAGGGAAAGAAAAGGUCAGUAUAGGGCCCACCAACAACUCAUUCACAAACGUUGUCCCUUCUGUCGUGCUCUCUUCCGUGCCAAAUCUGCUCUAGAGUCUCACCUUGCUACCAAACAUGCUGAAGAAAUGGCAAAAGUUGAAAUCAAUGUAGAUGCCAUACCCGAUGCUUCCAUGGACAGCAAUCCCACCAGCCCCCAGCCAAUGUCCGCAUCAACAUCCGGCAUCCCUCCCCCUGGCACUGAUCUCAACAAACUUCUCUCUCUUUCCCCAGCGGGUAUGCAACAGUUGCUACCAUUCAUGCCUCCCUCCAGCCUUGGGAUGCCAUUCCCACAAGCAGACCCACUUCAGCUCUCCAUGAACAAGAUCUAUGAGGAUUCUCUUAAAAAGUACAUCAAUGAGCUCAGUGGACCUAGCCAGGUGACUAAGUCGAGACACAGCUCUGAGACAAGCUCUAGCAGGAAGUCUGAGACAGAAAGCCGUGUACCUACACAGAUGGAGGAUGAUGCCCCUCUCGAUCUCAGCAAACCCAUCAAGGUGAACAUUGAGACUGACAAAUGUUCUGAUGGACCUUUGACUGACAUGAGCGAAAGAAGUGACGACCAUCAUUUUAACAGGAGAGUCAGUAUGGAUGACUCUAUAUCAGAAACUUACUCUGACUUUGAUAAUAGCACAAAUGACGAUGUGAACUCCAGUGUGAACAGUCCCCCAUCUCCAAACAGCUACCAUGUAAACCAGCCAAACAAGCGAUACCGGACUCAAAUGACCAGUCUACAGGUCAGAGUCAUGAAGUCCCUGUUUCAAGACUACAAGACGCCAACAAUGGCAGAAUGUGAGCUGCUGGGCCGAGAAAUAGGUCUUCCAAAACGAGUAGUGCAGGUAUGGUUCCAAAAUGCUCGAGCCAAAGAGAAAAAGUCCAAACUUGCUUAUGCCAAAACGUUCGGAAGUGAUGUGGACUUCAGCAAGCCUCCUGAGGAGUGUUCACUUUGCAACUUUAAGUAUUCUCACAAGUUCACCAUUCAGGAUCACAUCUUCACCAGGAAGCAUAUUGACAAUGUCAAAGCCUUCAUACAGUCUCAGUCAGAUGCAGAACGAGAGAUGUCUGACCCAACUGGAAUGUCAACGCUGUUGCGACAACAGCGGGAGAUGGAUCGAGUCAGGAAGGCCUGGGAUGAUGCAUCUUCCUCCUCCUCCACAACCACGACGACGCCUCAUCUAGCACAACUGCAGGCUAUGGGGAUGAAUGCCAUUGGUCUUCCGGCUAGCGCUGGAGGCAAUAGCUCGAGUCUGAAUAUGAGCACAGGGCACCUGCCAGCAAGCUCCAGCUCCAGCUCCAGGAAGUCCAGUCGCUCAAAUGAAGAAACAGCUGAGAAGAAGGAAUCCCGAUCAUCCGCUUCAAGUGAGGGGUCUUCGUCAUCAUCAUCCAAAUCUCAACAGCAGCAGCAGCAGCAACAGCAGGAUUCUGUAGCCUCAGUGGAGAUGGCCAUGAACAUGCAGAUGAUGUCGGCUCUGGGUGGCUACAUCCCAGGAAUGGACCCCUCCUACCUGCCAUUUAUGUACCCCGGACUCCCAGGCUACAUGCCGGGGAUGGGCAUGCCCCUCCUCCAACCCGGACUUAUGCCAGGGGCAGAGCACAUGAUGGCAUAUGACCCGCUAAGUUUUGGAACCCCGCUCCCUCUUCUCCAAAUUCCUCAGGAUGCUAUAAAGAAUGUGAGUGAGUUGCUGACCGAUCCCAAGUCCAGCCUAGCUCAGUACACGCAAGAUUCUAAAUCUGUAUCAAACCUCAAGAACCAGGUGAGCAGUGUGGACUAUGCCUGUGCCCAGGAGAGUACUGUGGACGUGGGCUACAUCUGCAAGAAAUGUCAAAUGGUGUAUCCCGCUAAGGAGGCUUGCAUCACCCACCAGAGGGCCGUGUGCUUCGCAGGCGCAAAGGUUUCAGAAAAUAUGAAACCAAUGUUAAAGCUAGAGCAGAAGCAAUAUGAAUGCCGAGCUUGCACCGAGCGGUUCUCAACUGCAUAUGAAUAUAAACUCCAUACUCAGAUGGAGGUGCAUAAGGUCAAGGCCACCAAACUAUACCAAAGGAAGUCUGAAGGAAGCUCCUCCACUGCUGGGAGCAGCCCUGCCAAAUCUAGACCCGUUUCUGUUCCUUCCGAGAGCAGACGUGAAAGUGCCUCGGAGGAAUUAGAACCGAAACCUAAAAAACCAAAGAUAGAGUAAAUCAUGUGACUUAAUAGACUUACUUGUAUGUGAGCGAGGCAAAUGUGUGUUCAGCCAUUGUGUUGAAGAGACAGUAUUGACCAAGGAACAAUCAGCCUCUGGUGAUGACACUCCCACGGCUGGAUAUUGUGGGCAGUUCUGUUUUUGUCAACUAUUCCAUGUUUUAGGAAAUUGUACUCAUACAUAUCUUUUUGCUCAUGUGAGCACUUAAUGUAAUUCUUCCAUUUUGUAUUGUUGUUGUUGUUACUCUUGCUAUCCUAGGCCAGCCAUAUUAAAUAUGGGCUUGCAGCAUGCGGUUUUGGCAAUGAACCAUGUUCUAUGAUUUGUUGUAGCUGAACUUACUGUGAAGAGAUGACAUAGUCAACCUCCUAGAGGUGGAGUAUUUUAGUUUAGUUUACCUAGUUCAUUAAAAAUGUAAAGGAUUUACUUGAAAUAUUGUAGUAUAUUUGUUGAUACUUGAUUCCGCAUGGGUUGUGUGUUCGUGAAUUUGGCGACCAGCCCAGCAAAUGAGAUAUACUAUCACCCAAACUUCUUCCAAGGUGCCAUGAACUUGGUGGUGGUAUGUCUGUGUAUAGAUUGGUGUCGUCAAGGUCUUUUACUGACCUUGAUGAGGUGAAAGGCAAAUUGUGACCUUGACUGACAAGUUAGACCAUAGCUGUGUUCGUAGCCUUCAAUGUGAUUCAGGUCGUUUCUUGAGGUCAAGGUCAUGGUUGUCUUAUUUGGGAUUUCUAUUUGACCAAAGUUAAGGUCAAGGUUACCUGGGCUUGAAAGGUGGACUUAAAUGGACUUUGUAAAUUUGUAUUGCCAUGUAUUAUUUUUACAUAUUGAAGCAUGUGUGUGUUGAUUGUCAAUCAGCAACUGCCGUUGUUUGUCCUGUUAAAUGAUUUCUUCUGCAUUAUCAUGACAUCAGGUCCUCAAUGUAUCCAUUCAGAUGUUGUCCUCCCAUUAUCCAGGGCUCCUCACAGGCAAUGGUUGGACUCAAAAUGUAUGUAGGUGCUGUGAGGAGUUCCCCUAACUCCUUCCAUUCCCAGAUAAAACGUGUUUCUGAUUGGCUGUAGACUAACGCUGGGCAUGGCAGGAGUUACGACAAUGUUACGACACUUUUCACUGUAUGCAUGCUGUUGAAGUUGUCCAUAUUGACGGUGGUGUCUGUGUUAUCCCAGCAGCGAUGCACUGGGGAUAGUAUUACUUGUUUUGUGACAAUUGUGAUGAUGGUUUUUGUUCCUCCUGUUCUUGAAGAGUUCUACAAGAGGGAUAGUUCAUUGUGGUGAAAUGUGGAAUAAUCAGUGCUCCCCUAGAAGUGAAACAGGGUCCUCUCUCUCCGUUUAUUGUAGAAUCUAUGUAUCACAGGGUUCCUAUGUUCUCAUUGACAGUGUGUAAUCAGCUUAAACAGUAAUAUCCUCUACAAACUGCAGCAUUUCAGCGUCUCAUCCAUGCAGCUAUUUCUAACAUGCCAUAACAUAUAUACCUUUAUAUUCUUUACCUAUUCCAUAUAUUAGAAGAGUCCAGUUGAAAGGGAUAUUACUACAUAUCCCUGAAAUGCUCAGUUGAAAAAUGCCAAUAGUUCAUAUCAUUUAUAGAUAUUUUUAGUUUUAUUUUCAGCCUAUUAGGAGCGUUGUUACAGCUUGCUUUUGAUUAUGUUAGUUUCUGUUUCAAAUAUUGUUUUGCAAACUGACGUUUUGCCAAGAAAUGAAUCUUACUAUGCUUGCAGCUGAAGGCUGCUUAUUUUUGUACGUUUUAAGAAGACAAAAUGAUAGAACCUACUGCUUGAAGCAGACAAGAGGGCUUCGAAAUUGGUGCAUGUACGAAAAACUACAACGUAAAUUGGUCAUUAUCAUAUACAUAUUUGUAUGACAGUAUAGAAUAGCACAUCAUUACAUAUUAUAUUUUGUAGCAUAUGUAUGCCAAAUUUGCAUUUAUCAUAAUUUGUACAUAUACAGUAGAUUAUGUGAUUCUUGUAGAUCUCAAGGCUGAUGAAACAUAGGCAGUGAAAUCCUCAACUUGUGUUCCUACAUGUCUUUGAUGAAGGGGGUCUCCAUAUCACUAUCAAUACAUAAGAAAACCACUAUUUGAGUGUGCAAGGUAUUUGCUGACUAAAUCUCAUGGAAGAGAAGGUAGAAAUCUCAGUGUUGACAAAGACCAGUCUUCUUUUGUUUCCACUCAAAUACAUUUACAGAAUGAGUUAGAUAAAUUAUGUAGAUACGAUGUUUGUAUUGAAUAGAAAUGUAAAUUCUCUUCCCUUGCCAUUGUGUUGAUAAACUGAUUAAGUGCUUUGUAGAUUUCAUUUCAUAGAAUCUUGUUAUAUAGAUAAAUGUUAAAGUUAUGUACGUUAUGUUAUUGUUUACUUCGGACCAACUUGGAGCGACGACAUGUCUCUCCACUUUACCAAACUAGCUUUAAUGUUUAAAGUUCUAUAUUAUGGCCAGAUUUACAGAGAGGCUCAUAUAUGUUGGAAGAAACUGCUAAUUCGAGAUCUCUCCACAAGGGUUUAACUUUGUGCAUUUAUUUCAGAAAUAUUUUGAAAUAUUUUAAAUGUCUGUUUUUUGUUAGCUUGCCAUAAUGUGUAUCUUUAAAUUGUUUUGGUUGUUACAAACUCCCUGAAUUGCCCCUGUUGAUUCGCAAUUGGAAAGCGCUUGAUUCAUUGGUAAUCUUAAAAGUUCAAACUAUGAAGUAUUUAUAAAUAACAAACUUUGAUUCUAUGAGCAGACUAUGAUUUUUUUUAUACUUCAAUAAAAAAUGGUUUAUUGAUUUGCUUGAUCAUGUUUUGAAUGCAAGAAGAAAAUUGCAAUGACUGUUAGUUAUGUUUAGCGAUAUCCGAAAUGUCUUACAACCAACUUUUCAGCUUAUAAAUGAAUCAGCUUAUAUUUUCAUUCCCAGAGUAUUGUACACAGGAAAACUACAGUUACUUAUAUAAUACAUAGACAAAUUUUAUAUUAACUGUUUAAACUAUCAUUAAGGUAGAUCUGUGUGCAUUUGUUUGUAUUCAUAUUUUUUUCUGCCUUUUCUCAAAUGAGAAAAGAAAGUAUUUGCAUAUUAUUCUCAAAUCUAUUGUAAAAAAGGAAAAACGACAAAAAUAUUGCGGCAAUGUCUUGGCCAUGACCCUUUCCCAGUAUACAUCAUUCAACAUGGCUCCCCUUUUACCAGGCCAGAUCAACACAAGAAAAGUGUUCAGUAUGUAACAUACAUAUGUACUACUUCACCUGACUAUACAACUUAUAUUGUGUGUAACUAUGUAUAAUAUUGUCCAACAAUGUGUCAUUAUGGCUGUGUAAGGAUGCUGUCUGAUAAGGGGGGAGUCCCAUGCGAUAUAGUGCAUCUUCCUCAUAUGCCAUUUGUUUUGUGUACAAAUUGUGCAAGUAUGGAGUCUGGUUAUAUUUUACAUUUUAAUUCAGGGAUCCGCGUUCACGUGUUAUUGUCUUGGAAUCGGCUAUCCCUGUUCAAAGUUGUUUUGAUGGCGCAAUUUGCUGUUCUAGGCCUAGAAAACUAUUUUACUACGGUGGUCCUAUUUUUGGUACUGUUGAGUCUUUUAGACCUUUUUUCAACGAGAUAUAUGUAGUCUGCUUCGCAAUAUACAAACAAAUAAAAACAUAUGAUCAGUA